GAAAAAAAAGAGAGAGAGAAGAAGAAGAAGAAGAAGAAGAAGAAGAAGAGGUUCUUUUUCGUACACGAACUCAUCAAUUUUUACGAAUAUGUCGGCUACAAAGGAUUUUUCAAAUAUCGGUGGCUUGGACAAACAUAUUAGAAUAGUGAAAGAGAUGGUUCUCUUUCCACUUAUGUACGGUGAUGUUUAUGCCAAGUUCAAUUUGAAACCACCACGUGGUCUUUUGUUCUAUGGUCCACCAGGAACGGGCAAGACUUUAGUAGCAAGUGCAUUGGCAUCGGAAUGUAGUACCUCUGAACGCAAGGUCUCUUUCAUAUCACGAAAGGGAUCAGAUUGUUUGAGCAAAUGGGUUGGUGAAAGUGAGAAAAAGCUUGAAAAAAUUUUUAAUAUGGCUCAACAAACAAAACCUUGUAUUAUCUUUUUCGACGAAGUUGAUGGCUUAGCACCGAUAAGAACAAGUCGUCAGGAUUUCGUACAUGCGAGUGUUGUUUCUACGCUAUUGGCUCUGAUGGAUGGACUCGAGAACAAUUCGGAGAUUAUAGUGAUUGGUGCUACUAAUAGAAUCGACGCCAUUGAUCCAGCACUAAGAAGACCAGGAAGAUUCGAUCGAGAACUUUAUUUUCCUUUACCUUCUUACUCUGCUAGGAAAGACAUACUUUCGGUUCACAUUAAAAGUUGGAAACAUAAACCUCCUCAAAAGUUUCUUGCUUAUUUGGCUUCGAAAACGGUAGGAUAUUGUGGUAGCGAUUUGCAAGCACUCUGCGCCGAAGCGGUUAUGUGUUGCGUUCGAAGGCAUUAUCCGGAGAUUUACACGUCGAAAUCAAGACGCUAUAUAAAUGAGCGUCACCUCAAGGUAAAUUCUUCGGGGAGGGUAAAUUUAUUUGUUCGAAAAUUACGAGUGUUUCGAAGUUUCAAAAAAAAACACAAAACAAACAAACGAACGAAGGUCGAGAAACAAGACUUUCUGAAGGCCCAGGAGAACAUCGUUCCAGCGUCUCACAGAGUGGUCAUAGCACCAGUGAAAUCUUUAUCGAUCAGAAUCCAACCACUUUUACGAGAUCAUCUUUCCACCAUUCAAUCUCAGUUACAAAUCCUUUGUCCAACAGGAAUGUUGACAUCGGAUGAUAUUGUCGGCAAAGCGAAUUCAAGAUCAACCGCCUGUCCUAGAAUAUUAUUAUGCGGUGAGGAUGAUUCACAUACUCGCCAUUUAGGUCCAGCUUUGCUUCAUGAAUUAGAUCAUUUACCUUGUCACGUAUUGGACGUAACAACGCUCUUCGAAGAAACUGGUAGGGCUGCCGAAGAGACGAUCAUUCAGAAAGUGAAAGCAGCACGUCGUACUUUACCAUCGUUGCUAUACAUACCUGAUAUUUUAUCAUGGUGGAACCUAGUCGAUGAAACAGCACGUGUAGUUUUUGCUUCCCUGAUGAGAGAUCUCGAUAAUACAGUCUAUAUGUUGAUUCUUGCAACCGCUAAUUCCUCUUACGAGAAUUUACCUUCAGAGGUUAAAAAUUCGUUCGAUCAAAAUCAGAAUGAGGUGUUCAAAGUAUCAUUACCUGGCUUGCAAGAACGUCAAUCUUUCUUUCUACAGCUCUUUUCAAAUUCAACAUCGGAUGCUGUUUCUAGCAGAUCCUCGCAAGAUUUUAUACAAAUUAUGGAUCCGAAGAAAACGAAGAUCGAACAUGGGAAAAAAUUAAAAAUGGACUCACUAAAAGAUUUCAAUGGACAACGUGGACGCCAACACACAGUGGAUGGAUCUACGGCAAAAAAGUCAAAACCUCGGAACAAACUUGCUGCUGUUCGAUCCACUCAAUCGGCAACCAGAUCAAUUAAUAUUAAGAGAGAAUGUAGUGCAUCAGGAGAAGGGCCAGCACCGAAACGCUGUAGAAUGUCACGUACGCCUUCCAAUAUCUCAAGUGUUGAGGGUUUAAUGGAUCCCCAACUACAAGGAUUAUUCCAGAGGAUCAUCGAAUCAACGGAGAACUGGACAAGUAAUCAGUUGGAAAAUUUAUACGGCUCGUUGGAACAUAUUUUGGAAAGAAAAAAUGAGAAUGAUAAUAUGUCGAACAUUAUUCAAAAUUGUCUCCUAGUUUUAGAAGAAUCGAAGAAAAGAAAAAUAUUUUUUGAUUAUGAAGAUGAUUAAUGAUAAAAUAGAAAAUAAUUACGAUAAGUCUCUUGAGAUUGUCCAAAUGUAUUUUAUUUUUUUUUUUUUCCAAUAACAAAUUUACUCGUCAUCGUCAUCGCUUGUAAUUGCUUGAAUAUUUGUUCGUCGAUAUAUAAAUCGUGACGGUUGUAAUGUAUAAAAUAAAAUAUUUUAAUAUUAUAUUUCAUUGUUGUGACGAAAACUAUUUCUCUUUUUUUUUGUGAAGUAUCAAAGUAUAUCAAUUGUAAUACAAUUUAAGCGAAUCAAUUAUUAAUAAUAAUAACGAAGACUGUAUUUAUCAUAAGCCUGAUUGGGCGAAAGGGACAAUAUAAAAUGCAAUCUAAUAUAUUUGCAAAAAUAAAUGCUAGAAAGAAGCGAA
Vespa crabro (European hornet) is the source of this 2519-nucleotide messenger RNA. Its product is annotated as ATPase family AAA domain-containing protein 2-like. The record is from RefSeq and is a predicted model, not a curated record. Gene Ontology annotation, cellular component: nucleus. The transcript is spliced from 10 exons. Gene Ontology annotation, biological process: positive regulation of transcription by RNA polymerase II. NCBI's taxonomy places the organism in Eukaryota, Metazoa, Arthropoda, Insecta, Hymenoptera, Vespidae. The coding region runs from base 89 to 2140 and encodes 683 amino acids. Gene Ontology annotation, molecular function: ATP hydrolysis activity; histone binding; ATP binding.